Molecule: messenger RNA, 988 nt
Organism: Wasmannia auropunctata (little fire ant)
Lineage: Eukaryota; Metazoa; Arthropoda; Insecta; Hymenoptera; Formicidae
Exons: 4
Coding region: 1-900 (299 amino acids)
Source: RefSeq, a predicted model, not a curated record
AUGAAAAGAAGAUGGCAUAUAAAUGGCGAAUCACCGUCGAAUGAUAUCAAACGGCAAUUGACUGCUGACAAUCGCGUUUGCGAUCGCGGUUACGACGAUUCGACAAUAAAUCAUGGUAAUAACAUUGAUAAGAACAUUGAAAAGAUCAUUAUCAGUCUACUUUUCAUUCUGUCGAACGGGGUGCUGAACAGCGGAAGCGCCAAGGAGCACGUGCACUUCAAGAUUCACGUACCCGAAAUAAUAAAACAUCAUAUUCAUACGACAACGGUGUUCAUACAUAUUCACAAGCCGGAUAUUUCACCGAAGAAGUCCAAGCCCAAGGAAGAAGCGCCAAAGAAGAAGAAGACCUACCACAAGGAAGCGCAUCACGAAGACUGGAGUUCCUGGAGUAAUUAUGGCUACCACAGCGAUCACGACGAUCAAUCGGGUAAUCUGAAGAAUCAAAAAGAUCACAAGGACGACGAUGUUCAUAAAGAGGGGCAACACGGCGACAUGAUGGGGUAUCAUCCGCCGCAGUACGAGGUGAAAGAAGACGUCAAGGAGAUAGAUAACAACGACAUUGAGCCUUACAUACACACGUACGAGGAAGGUUAUCGCAAGGGGGGCGAAUCCGCUCUCGGGCACACUUAUUCGGGCGACGUCACGAAAUUCUACGACGACAAACACGAGCAGGGCGGCCACUCCGUUGAGGAUUAUAAAAAUGAGUCGAGGGAGAAAACCCAUGCGGGUCGUUACUUCGUCGAUGAUUCGGAAUAUCAGCACAACAACAAAGCGGAGAAUCGCCUGUCUCCUAGAAUUGUCGCGCGGUCGCGAGGCAACGGACGAGCAAGAAUAAAGAUAGAUCGUGCCAAUAACAUUAACUCUGCAUUCCUUAGCGAGAAAGAUAAAAAUAAAAAAUAACGAUGAAUUUAGCAAUAUUUUAUAGAAAGUUAAUUUUCAUUAACAAAAAAAUCAGAAAUUCUUUGACUUUCAUCGAUGUAAUGAUGUG